Molecule: messenger RNA, 1986 nt
Organism: Polychytrium aggregatum
Lineage: Eukaryota; Fungi; Chytridiomycota; Chytridiomycetes; Polychytriales
Exons: 10
Coding region: 1-1986 (661 amino acids)
Biological process (GO): regulation of G protein-coupled receptor signaling pathway; G protein-coupled receptor signaling pathway; intracellular signal transduction
Source: RefSeq, a predicted model, not a curated record
AUGGAUCCAUCCGCUGCUCCCUCUGUCCAGAUCCUGACCGGCAGCGACCCCGAUAGCCUCAACUCUACCACCGAGUCCACAUCCGAGUCCAAGCCCUCGCGCGGCCCUUCCGUUGCAAAGUCCCGCCUGAGCGACUGCUCGCUCCAGAGCCAGGACCGCUCGUUCGUAAAGUCCAUGCCCAGCAUCAACGAGGUCCGGUCCGAGUUCCUCAAGAUCGAAACCAAGAGCGGCUCCUCUGCCGGCGCUCCCUCCUCGCCCGCAGCCUCGACCAUCUCCAAGCUCUCGGGCCACUCCAGCCUCAGCACCCUCAACAAGCAGCACUCGGAGCAGUCCUUCAAGAGCCUGGGCUCGCUGGGCUCGGGGGGCUCCGGCAGCAUCUAUUCAUUCCGUGAUCCGACCCAGUACGAGCUGGUCCUCGAAAAGAUCCUAAACCGCCCACCGGCCCCCAACCCCGACACGGCCUCUCAGAGUCUUCGUUAUCGACGCCUGCUGAUGAUGGAAAAUGUGCUUAUGCGUCUGCGCGAUCCGCAGAUCGGCAUCGAAAUGGGUCUCAAGAAGAAGCUCUUCAAGGAAAAGAUUCCGAGCUUCACAGGAGCUGCUUUGGUCGACUGGAUCCUGAUCAACUGCAAUUUCUUGGACCGAGAGGAGGCCUUCAAGCUGGCCCAGACCCUGUUCACUGAGGGAUACAUUGUAUCUAUCGAGCUCUCGUCCCGCUUUCGAGACGAUAGCAGCUCGUACACUCUACAGUCUCCGCUCAUGUUUCCUGCGCCGGACUGGCGACUAGACGAUAUGGAGUAUGCUGCGUAUUUGGUCAGACGAACUCUCCGAAGCACGUCAAAGUUUUACCUCCAGGACUGGGAGAUCGAUCGGCUCAACAAGCUACAGAUUGUCAUGGACAAGUACUGGCACCAGGUGGAGGAUAAGGUCAAGAACCAUCUGGUGGUGAUCAAUUCCCUGGGCAAGCACGAGCGCAAGCUGUUUCAGUACCAAGAGUACGCCUUCUGGCGUGCCCAACGUCCCGAGGCAAGUCCCAUCUUUGCAGACUCUCUUGGUCUGCCAGUCGAUCCCGGUGCGCUUCCAAUCAACAGUAGUGAGGAGAAGCAGGAAAUGGCUGCACCUGUGCAGCUCAAGGGAAAGGAUUACCUUUCCUGGCUUGAAAGGAAAAUUGAGCAGUUUCAGAUUGCCCUGAGCUCGAGUCGGGUCAAGAUUUCGCAGGCAAGCAAGAGCUUGAUCAGUCGCACAGAGCUCUUUCUGCCUCAAGACCCUCUCUUGAUGGACGACGACUCGAAGAAUUCGCCAAACCCAUGGAUUUCAUCCUCCACGGCCGUGUGGACUGCUGAAAGAGUCAAGCCCAACGACGCCGAGAUCCGCAUCUGGUGCUCGUCCUUCCCCGAUUUAAUCUGCGACCCACUCGGCCAAAAGUUCUUCCGCCAGUUUUUGUGCAAGGAAUUCUCAUCGGAAAACUUGGAUUUUCAUCUCAAGUUCCUCGAGCUGCAGGAAGCGCCGACCCGCAAGGAGUUUACGCGGAUCGCAUACGAGAUCUACUGGGACUAUAUCAGGACCUCGAGCGCGCACGAGCUCAACAUCAACGAUAAGACGCGGUCGAGUGUCAUUGCAAUCCUCGACAAGGCCGUCGAGGACGGUGUCUUCACUGGCGUCAUCAAUCUGAAGAAGCUCGAGACCUAUGCAGUGCACGUCGACACCAUCGGCGCCGCGCAGUCGAGCACGACCUUCUCCAAGAAGAGCAUCGAGACCGAGGGCGGGCCACUCGUCAGCGAGUCCACGCCAUCUCCGAUCCUGCCAAAGAUGUACCAGCUUCCAUACAACGUCUUUGACGAGGUGCACGACCACGUCUACAACAUGAUGAUGAAGGACUCGUACCCGCGCUUCUGCAACUCGGACAUUGUCAAGGAGUUAAUCCAGCAAGCCAGUCUCACCCGGAGUGAUCCUGGCCUGAGCAAGAUCAAGUCGCAGAGCGAGUUCUGA